This is a messenger RNA of Caenorhabditis elegans, 2659 nucleotides long. RefSeq names its product Exostosin-like-3 homolog (gene rib-2). Gene Ontology annotation, biological process: glycoprotein biosynthetic process; heparan sulfate proteoglycan biosynthetic process. The record is from RefSeq and is marked reviewed. The transcript is spliced from 9 exons. Gene Ontology annotation, cellular component: Golgi membrane; endoplasmic reticulum membrane; membrane. Gene Ontology annotation, molecular function: glucuronyl-galactosyl-proteoglycan 4-alpha-N-acetylglucosaminyltransferase activity; glycosyltransferase activity; N-acetylglucosaminyl-proteoglycan 4-beta-glucuronosyltransferase activity. NCBI's taxonomy places the organism in Eukaryota, Metazoa, Nematoda, Chromadorea, Rhabditida, Rhabditidae. Bases 65 to 2509 code for a protein of 814 amino acids.
CAAAUAAAAUAAUAAAUCCAAUGCCCAGAAACAUAAAAAUUCAAGUCUCGAGCCGGUAAUAUCAAUGGCUAUAAAGUUAAAUGGUUCAAGUCGAAGUUUUGUGCCAUCUCUUCGUGUUUCUGCAUUUUUAAUCUUCAUUUUCUUUGUUAUCACUUAUAUAAUUAUCUACAAUGUCUCCUUCUCCGAGCCUUCCUGGAUAACGCAAGAUGCUCUCAAACAAAACAUUGAAAAUCUAGACGAUUAUGACGCGUCAUGCAGUGGAUACUCUAUUGGAAGAAUAUUACGGGAGCAGAAACGAAUCCUUGCUUCAGUUCGUUUGGAAUUGACGGAAUCUCAAGUAAAAAUUGAAGAAAUUCGGACUGUUCAAGAAGAACUACAAAGAUUGAUUCCUCAGAAACAACUAGAACUAUCGGCUCUAGAGGGAGAAAUUGAAGCUGCACAGCGACAGUUAGAAGAGCUCCGAGAAACGCAAAAUGUCAAAGUAUUUCUGCCAUUUUCACCGCUUCAAAUUCCACGGGAAUUGGAGCAACCAUCUCAAAUUUCUCCGAAUCAGCUCGAUGACAUCAUUGAUUACAGUCGAUGCUCCAUAUCCUCAUUUAUGCCAGUUUAUGUAGAUAUUAUCACUUCAGGGCAAUCGGAGAAGGAAUGGCUGAACGUGUUUCAAGAAGUGAUACCUAAUUUAGUAGAAACACCGGAUAAGGCGUGUAUAAAGAUCCACAUCUCAAACGGCAUAGCCUCACCAAAUACGACCUUCAAUUCUAUACUAUUCAAUGUUGGAAGCCCGAUUAUCAAUUUUCAGUCGAAAUCGAUUCACGUUCAAGCUUCUAAAAUACGAAGUUUCGAUUUUCCUGUGGAUGUCAAUCAUAUAGCAGUGGAAAAAGUCGAUUUAACUCCUCUACUGCCAUUCCAGAGGGAGAAUCUGAUUAGCUUGAUCGUUGACAACACAGAAUUGAAUUUUUCUGCUUUUUCUUCUCUGUCUGCUGAGCCUUCCCGAAGACCAAUCGUUAUUGUAAAAUGCUCUCAAGAAAACUGCUCCUUGGAACGAAGAAGACAACUUAUCGGAUCUUCAACCUUCUGCUUUCUACUUCCAUCUGAAAUGUUCUUCCAAGACUUUCUAUCUUCUCUUCAGCUUGGCUGUAUUCCAAUAAUUCUCUCCAAUUCCCAACUUCUACCAUUCCAGGAUCUGAUUGAUUGGCGUCGUGCCACGUAUCGUCUUCCGUUGGCUCGCCUCCCUGAAGCUCAUUUCAUAGUUCAAUCCUUUGAAAUUUCGGAUAUUAUUGAAAUGAGAAGAGUUGGUCGGUUGUUCUAUGAGACGUAUCUAGCGGAUCGACAUUUACUCGCGAGGAGUUUGCUAGCCGCGUUACGGUACAAACUACAAAUUCCUACCAGAGAAGUGCGAAGGAAUCAAGCAAUUCCACUGUUCAACUCUUCGUUUACUGCUCCAAAAGGCUCUGUUGUAAAUGUUCAAGCGAAUUUCGAUGAUGAAUACCUCCUUGGACCGCUGGAAUCUCGUGUGGAAUCCACAUCAUAUGCCUAUAAUUUCACGGAAUUCCAACUGUACUCCUACGACUUUUGGAAUAUAAUCAUGUCACCACAUUAUACCAAAGAAUUUCUUGUCAAUGCAGCAGAACUUCCAACCGAAGCCGAAUUCUUUGAAGACACAAAAAUCGGAUUCCGUCCCAUCGAGCCUGGAAGUGGCGCUGAAUUCAGCAAGGCUUUAGGUGGGAAUCGACAAAGAGAGCAGUUCACAGUUGUCCUUCUAACCUAUGAGCGAGAUGCUGUGCUCACCGGAGCUCUGGAACGCCUUCACCAACUUCCUUAUCUCAAUAAGAUCAUUGUAGUCUGGAAUAAUGUGAAUCGAGACCCUCCAGACACUUGGCCUUCGUUGCACAUUCCUGUCGAGUUCAUUCGUGUCGCCGAGAACAAUUUGAACAAUCGAUUCGUGCCGUGGGAUCGGAUCGAGACGGAAGCGGUGCUAUCGCUGGACGAUGAUAUCGAUCUGAUGCAGCAGGAGAUCAUACUCGCAUUCCGAGUUUGGCGGGAGAAUCGAGAUCGAAUUGUUGGAUUCCCGGCACGUCAUCACGCCAGAUACGGCGAUUCGAUGUUCUAUAACAGCAAUCAUACGUGUCAGAUGAGUAUGAUUCUCACUGGUGCAGCGUUUAUUCAUAAGAACUAUUUGACUGCUUACACCUACGAAAUGCCAGCUGAAAUUCGUGAACAUGUGAAUAGCAUCAAAAACUGCGAGGACAUUGCUAUGAAUUAUUUAGUUUCUCAUCUCACACGAAAACCGCCAAUCAAAACGACUUCUCGAUGGACGCUCAAAUGUCCAACUUGCACGGAAAGCUUGUAUAAAGAAGGGACACAUUUCGAGAAACGCCACGAAUGUAUGCGAUUGUUCACGAAAAUCUACGGCUACAAUCCUCUGAAAUUCUCCCAAUUCCGUGCUGACUCGAUUCUUUUCAAGACGCGUCUCCCACAGAAUCAUCAAAAGUGCUUUAAAUAUGUGUAAAAAAAUCCCCCUCUGCAUUUGCUCACUUUCCCUAUUGCCGGUAUAAUUCACUUGUCGAAUGGUGCUACAAUUUAUUGCAACAAGUUGUUUAAAAUUUUUUAGUCGAACAUAAAAUAUAAAAUAAAUCAUGGAGAUUGAGAGUGAUGAGCC